GCCGGGCCGCCCUCCCCGUAGCAACAGGUGUCCCAGGUGCGGCCUCCCCCUUCGGCUUUCGGAGCUCGGCACCAGGUGGCGCGACCUCCUUCGGGUCUGCCGAGAAAAAGAAAGAAGACGCAGCACAGCCCAGCGGCCCAGGAAUAAACUUCAUUUAGGCGUUCAUUCAUCAAGACACGCUCGAGCAGAUCCAAUCAUGGGGCCCAGACCGCAAGUGAGGACUGAGUCCCCACGUAGCCUUGAAGAAGAUAACGAAAAGAACAGGAAGGACGGAGCCAUGCUGGCGUCCUACUCCACCGUGGACCUGGUGAAGGACGACGUGGCUGAAGAGGAUCCGUGGGACCUGCCGGAGCUUAAGGACAUGGGUGUCAAGUGGUCAGAUUUGGACACCAAGGGGAAGAUCAUGCGAGUGGUGACGGCCAUCGUGAAGCUGGCGUUGCUGCUCGGACUUCUCUACUUGUUCAUCUGCUCGCUGGAUGUGCUAAGCUCCGCCUUCCAGCUGGUCGGAGGCAAAGCUGCCGGCGACAUCUUCAAGGAGAACGUGAUCCUGUCGAACCCGGUGGCCGGUCUGGUGAUCGGGGUGUUGGUCACAGUGUUGGUGCAAAGCUCCAGCACCUCAUCAUCCAUCGUGGUCAGCAUGGUGUCCUCUUCAUUGCUGGAGGUCAGGUCGGCCGUGCCCAUCAUCAUGGGCGCUAACAUCGGAACGUCGGUCACCAACACCAUCGUGGCCAUGAUGCAAGCGGGCAACCGCAACGAGUUCCGCAGGGCCUUUGCUGGCGCCACCGUGCACGACUUCUUCAACUGGCUCUCCGUGUUGGUGCUGCUGCCGCUGGAGGUGGCCACCGGGGUCCUGGAAAAGCUCACCCACCUCAUUAUUGAGUCUUUCCACAUCCAGUCGGGCGAGGACGCGCCUGACCUGCUCAAGAUCAUCACCGAGCCGCUCACAGACUCCAUCAUCCAGCUGGAUAAAUCAGUCAUCACCGCAAUCGCCACUGGGAACCCGGACGCCCGAAACAUGAGUUUGGUCAAAAUUUGGUGCAAGAAGAAGGUCAACACGACUUUCUGGAACGAGACGGUGAACAGCUGCCCCGCCGGUGGCGUCUGCUGGGAGGAAGGCAACCAAACGUGGCUUGAGAAGAACAUCACUUGGACGGACUACCAAGAGAAAUGCUCCCAUAUCUUCGUCAACGCCAACUUGCCCGACCUCGCGGUGGGCCUCAUUCUGCUGGCUCUGUCGCUCUUCGUUCUCUGCAGCUGCCUCAUUCUCAUCGUCAAGCUGCUCAACUCCAUGCUGAAGGGCCAGGUGGCCCUCGUCAUCAAGAAGGUGCUCAACACAGACUUCCCGUUCCCAUUCAGUUGGGUCACCGGUUACAUCGCCAUCAUGGUGGGAGCCGGGAUGACUUUCAUCGUUCAGAGCAGCUCCGUCUUCACAUCGGCAAUAACGCCUCUUGUCGGCAUCGGUGUCAUCAGUCUUGAGCGGGCCUACCCUCUAACUCUGGGCUCCAAUAUCGGAACCACCACCACGGCCAUUCUUGCGGCGAUGGCUAGCCCGGGAGAAACGCUGGCUAACUCGCUACAGAUUGCACUCUGCCAUUUCUUCUUCAACAUCAUGGGCAUCAUGUUGUGGUAUCCAAUCCCGUUUACGCGGGUGCCCAUCAGACUAGCCCGGGGGUUGGGCAACCGCACGGCGCAGUACCGCUGGUUCGCCGCCCUCUACCUCAUUUUGUGCUUCCUGGUCUUGCCCCUCACCAUAUUCGGCCUGUCGCUGGCCGGCUGGCAGAUCCUGGUGGGCGUCGGUGUGCCCGUCGUCGUCCUGGCGAUCUUCGUCAUCGUGGUCAACAUCCUGCAGUCGCGCUGCCCCCGCGCCCUGCCCCGCUUCUUGCGCACCUGGAAUUUCCUGCCGCGGCCCCUGCGCUCGCUCGCGCCCUGGGACAACGUGGUGACGUCCUGCCUGGGCUUCUGCGGCCGCUACUGCUGCUGCAUCUGCAAGUGCUGCAGCUGCUGCCAGAAGGACGAGACGGCGCGCACGAAAGGCCUGGAGCUGGACAACAACCCGGCCGCCUUUACGAACGACGACCCCAAAGUCAUCCAAGGGACUCAUCUUUAAAAGCACCGCCUGAAAAUGGUCUACAAAUCUGUACAGUGAUCUCUUGACGUGAAUGAUUCCUCUGACUGGAGCGUCUCCUCCGCUCUGUAAUCAACGAAAAUAUUUUUGGGCUGCUAUGAACUGUCUUACACUGGACCUGGUGAAUAUUUGUCUCUGGAGACUUCCGACCGCGAUCUACACUCACUUUAGGACUGUUUGUAUUUUCUGUAUGGAUGAAAAUUUAUUCAUAUCUCUGAAUUUUAAAUGUAGAAUUGACAUCUUUGUUAUUUAAGACAAAAAUGCGUGUGAAUAAAAGACAAUUUUUUAAAAAAGUGGACUU
Messenger RNA from Hippocampus comes (tiger tail seahorse), 2426 nucleotides. RefSeq names its product sodium-dependent phosphate transport protein 2B-like. Gene Ontology annotation, cellular component: brush border; vesicle; apical plasma membrane. Bases 197 to 2107 code for a protein of 636 amino acids. NCBI's taxonomy places the organism in Eukaryota, Metazoa, Chordata, Actinopteri, Syngnathiformes, Syngnathidae. Gene Ontology annotation, molecular function: sodium:phosphate symporter activity. The transcript has 13 exons. The record is from RefSeq and is a predicted model, not a curated record. Gene Ontology annotation, biological process: sodium-dependent phosphate transport; intracellular phosphate ion homeostasis.